This is a messenger RNA of Tachysurus vachellii, 3094 nucleotides long. It is a transcript of the gene l3mbtl2, whose product is annotated as L3MBTL histone methyl-lysine binding protein 2. The coding region runs from base 115 to 2565 and encodes 816 amino acids. Gene Ontology annotation, cellular component: nucleus. Gene Ontology annotation, biological process: regulation of DNA-templated transcription. Gene Ontology annotation, molecular function: zinc ion binding. Lineage: Eukaryota; Metazoa; Chordata; Actinopteri; Siluriformes; Bagridae. The record is from RefSeq and is a predicted model, not a curated record. The transcript is spliced from 18 exons.
CACAAUACCAAAAAGGCGCUGAAGAAGCGUCUAGGUGUCUGGAGGGCUUCUGUGUUUAUAUGAGGAAAGUGAUUUAGUAAUUCUGCAGAAGAUUUACCCUGUAAACACCACAAAAUGCCCAACCAUUGUGUAGCUUAUGGAUGUGGAAAGUCCUACCAGGACAAUGUUAGUAUGUUUAGAUUUCCCAAGGACCGUGGUGAGUUUCUGAAAUGGCAAAAACAGGUACAAAGAACUCGCCACAAAUGGGUUGCCAAGAGCUCCUCUUUCUUGUGCUCUGAACACUUUAGCAAGGACUGUUUUGAACCCAGACCCACCACGGUCUCCAAAACCAUGGGUUCAAAAGGGCUCAAGCUGAAGAAAGGUGCCAUUCCGACUAUUUUUAUCCGACCGCCUUGCACAAAAUGUAGAGGCCGCAGAACCACCUGUAAAGUAUGCAGUCCAAAGGGGAAAAAGCAAAGUGUGAGCACAGAGUAUCAGAAGCCGGACUCGGAAGUUUGGCCUCCUGUAAAUGCAGACUUGGAUGCUGCAGAGAAAGAGAAUGAAACAGUGGAAAAAGAACACAAUGGACAGCAUCCAUCUGAUGAAGAUGGGCAUAUUAGUCCUACAUUUGCCCCGCUUUCUCCUUUGGAAUAUGGUGAUGAUCCAGUGGUUUGUGAGAUGUGUGGGAUUUCUGGAACCCGUGGAACUUUUUACUCCAGAUCUAAGCGCUUCUGCAGUCCAUCCUGCUCCCGCUCUUUCUCUUCGAACUCUAAAAAAUCCUCUAUAAUGGCACGGUUACAGGGAAGGCCUCUUCGGAAAGCUCAUGCAGCACAGACCAAUGCUUCUCUUCAGGUGGAAGUGACAGAACGUCAUCAUGGAAGCACAGCUGUUAGGAAAGAUGCCUCAUCUGGUUUUAACUGGGGAUGCUACCUUGAGAAACAUGGUUGCCUCGCUGCUCCCGUGUCCUGCUUUAGACAUGUACCACUCUGUGCUCAGUGGGAGGACAUUGAGGUGGGAUUGCAAGUAGAGGUCCUGAAUACUUGCACUACUUUGCUGACCAAGGUCUACUGGAUUGCCACCGUCAUUCGACUUGCUGGUUAUAUGGCCCUUUUACGUUACAUGGGAUUUGAAGAUGAUGAUCGUCAUGAUUUUUGGUGUAAUCUGGGUAUCGCUGAUGUCCAUCCUAUUGGCUGGUGUGCUGUGAACAGUAAACUACUUGUUCCUCCUCAGGAGAUCAACAAACGUAUAAGUGAUUGGAAAUCAUACUUGAUGCAAAGACUUGUAGGAGCAUCUACAAUACCUGUGGAUUUUCAUGUUAUGAUGACUGAUAGUAUGAAGUGUCCCUUCAGGCAGGGGGUUCGUGUAGAAGUAGUGGAUCGCUCUCUGGUUAGUCGAACCCGUACAGCAGUGGUAGACACUGUGAUUGGCGGUCGUCUGAGGCUUAUAUAUGAAGAUGCAGGCCUUGGAUCCUCAGGGGAGGUCCUCUCAGAUUUCUGGUGUCACAUGUUGAGCCCCCUUAUACACCCCAUAAGCUGGUCUGUUAGAGUGGGACAUCUUAUUAAGGAGACAGAUAAGUCUGUUGAUAUGAGCAGUCAUCCAGCAUUCCGUAAGGUUUUCUGUGACAGUGUGCCAGGUCAGUUCAAAAAGUUAAGGACUGUUUAUUUGGAAGGAGGGUUUUUUAGAGAGGGCAUGAAACUGGAGGCCAUCGAUCCUCUGAACCUGGGAAACAUCUGUGUAGCUUCAGUUCGAAAGGUUCUCUUUGAUGGAUAUCUCAUGGUCAGUAUUGACGGUGUGGAGAUUGGAGAUGGCUCAGACUGGUUUUGCUACCAUGCUAGCUCACAUGCCAUCUUACCCACAGGAUAUUGCCAAAGCAAUGACAUACCCCUCACUCUACCCCCUGGAUACGAUCAGGCAACAUUCACAUGGGACAAAUAUUUGGAAGAAACAGGAGCAGAGGCUGCUCCACGCAGACUGUUUAAUACUGAUGCUGUACAACAUGGCUUUGUGCCAGACAUGAAGCUUGAGGCAGUGGACCUAAUGGAGCCUCGGUUGGUGUGUGUGGCCACUGUGCAGCGCUGUGUGGGUCGCCUGCUUCUGCUGCACUUUGAUGGCUGGGAGUCAGAGUUUGAUCAGUGGGUGGACUGUGAAUCCCCUGAUAUCUAUCCUGUGGGCUGGUGUGAGCUUACUGGAUAUCAGCUUCAGCCCCCCAUUGGCCCAGAACCACAGGAACGUACAAGCAAAAAAUCGGCAGGUAAAAAAAAGAGAAGAUAUGUAAAGAAAAAAACAAGCGAUGAUGCAUCAAAAACUUCAGUCUCUCAGCAAGAUGAACUUCUCCAGUCAGACAAUCACCCUAUACCUACUCAUUCUCAAGACAUGCUAACUCCACCUGCAGACACACCCAUGCAGCCUGUGAACAUGCCACUCAUAACUCUAAAAACUGAGCCAGAGGAAGAGAUUAUUUCCUUUAAAGUGAAAGUGGAGGAGAUGGAGAUGGAGACACUGAUCACUCCGGAUGUUGAAGGCAAUGAAAACAAUGGAUUCCAAACCCCUCCGUUUUCCUUACUGAAAGAAGAAAGUCUAGAGUGAUGCUGUAGACUGGAUGGCUAUGUACUGAUGGACAUUAUAUGAAUACUGUUAUCUCUUUAGAUAAAAAAGUGGGGGAAAAAAGGGAAACAUUCUUUUAUUUUGUAUACUAUUUCUUGUUUUUUGUACCAUUUUCUUUUUCAUUUAAUAAAAACUUUGGUAGUACCAAUAAAUUAUAAACACUAGUUUCAUCAUAACUAUGACGACUGAGCAGAUAAUUCAAGAUAAAUGAGAUCACAGGCUAUACAUUACAUGUUAAAAAUAGAUUAUGUUAAAAUAGGAGUAAACCAAUAGCACUGAGUGAUAAACUGUUGUUCAGAUCAUAACAUCUGACAGAAAACAUUUAAUAUUAGGUAAUUGUGUAAUUGGUCAUGUGUAAUUGGUCAUGGAAAAAAAAGGUGUAUUAUUCAAUUGUGAAAUUAAGUAAAACAUUGUUGAAUACUUGAUUUAGAAAUGUCAUAAAUAAUUCAGCCCUUAUAAAUGUUGUAAUCACACUGACUUCUGUACAAAGUGAGCUUUUGCAUUCUUGCGU